This is a messenger RNA of Acyrthosiphon pisum (pea aphid), 1971 nucleotides long. RefSeq names its product Ras converting CAAX endopeptidase Sras (gene Sras). Lineage: Eukaryota; Metazoa; Arthropoda; Insecta; Hemiptera; Aphididae. Gene Ontology annotation, molecular function: metalloendopeptidase activity. Gene Ontology annotation, biological process: CAAX-box protein processing. The transcript is spliced from 7 exons. Gene Ontology annotation, cellular component: endoplasmic reticulum membrane. Bases 707 to 1630 code for a protein of 307 amino acids. The record is from RefSeq and is a predicted model, not a curated record.
AUCUCGCUCGUCGGACCCGGCCCAGCCGUCCGCACCCUAUCGAGGCCUCUGUACUCGAACUGUACACGAUUUUUUUCCGUCUACUUUUACCUGAAUUAUUAAUUAUUCGAUGACGUUUGACACGACGUCGUUGAGUACAUUAUAUUAUUUUCAUGGUGCCAUGAGUAUUAUUAUUGCGCAAUUGCGACAUUAUUAAUAUUUUAAUUAUCUAACUGAGUACUAACUGAAAUUAAUUUAUUAUCAUAAUUUGUAUUGGCGCAAAUAAGGGGAGACCCAUAGACCUUAUACCACAGAAUAUUAUUCUGUGCUUAUACUAUUACCUUAUUAGUAUAAGGUCUAUGGAGAGACCUCAAAUUUCUACCAAGUCCCCCAAUUCACAAAGUAGUACUUGAUAUUAAGCAAGUCAUUUUUAGAAAAUAUUGUGAAACAAUGGAAGGGUCUUCAGCUCUUCCUCCGCCAAAUGAUAUUUUUGAGUAAUUGAACUCUAAUCUGAAAUAUAAAUUCAAAACAUUCCAUUAUUAGAUAUUUUGAUAGCACUUAUCACUAACUGAUAACAAAUAGCACCUGUCAUAUUUUUAUUUUUGCUCAUCAGUUGCUACUAUCAUAGUAGUCUAUUGUACUAUCGUAGCACUUAGCUAUUAUUUAGCUAACCAUCAACAUUCACUAUAUGAGAAAAAAAUGACAAGACUAUAAUUUUGUUCUUAAAAUGAAUAUAGACAAAUUAAAUUACCAAUGUUCUUACAUAAAAUGCAUUCUGGAAUGUCUCUUAUUAUCUGUGAUAUACGUAUCCAGUUUAUAUGUAUGGAAUUCACAACAUUCUAGAGAUCAUCCAUCGACUAUAAAGAAAAGAUUUCUUAGUGUAUCAUUCAUGCUAAUAUUUUCACCAUUAUAUACGUGGUAUUUCAUUAGUGACAAAACUAAAGUACCUAUUCGGUAUUGGUUGGGUUUGAAAUGGGAUGGAAUAUUUAUGUCUGCAGCUUCUUCACUCAUCUUAACAUGUAUAUUAUUCAUGGGUCCAAUAUGCUUAAUUUGUUGUAAAAACAUUCAAUUAAAAAAUAUUAUUAGUAUUGAAAAUAUAAAAUCAAAGUUAACAGAAUUAAUUUGGCUCAGAAAUUAUGUGGUGGCGCCAAUAUCUGAAGAAUUUACUUUUAGAGCUUGCAUUAUACCUCUAUUACUUCAAAGUUUCCAGCCAAUGACCACUAUUUUCAUUUGUCCAAUAUUUUUUGGAGCAGCUCAUUUUAAUCAAUGGAUAGAAAGGAUGCGAGCAGGUGUACCAUGUUUAGAUGCUUUUAUUAUGUCAGUGUUUCAGUUUAUGUAUACUACAAUAUUUGGAGCAUAUUCGGCACUGCUGUUCAUCUCCACUGGAAAUGUUAUAGGACCAAUCAUGGCUCAUAAAUUUUGCAAUCACAUGGGAUUUCCUGACUUCCGAGAAAUGUUUCAAUUUCAAGAGCCAAAACGUACCUGUUUACUAGUUCUUUCAUUAGUUGGAUUAAUACUCUGGUGCAUAUUGAUUAAAUAUACUACUGACCCACGCAUAUAUUCUAACCAAAUGGAUUGGACUGAAAUGAACCAAUGUAAUACCAUAAACUCCAGCAAUAAUUUUGAGCAAAAAUAUUUUGUAAAAUUGUAAACACAAAUACCUUUAUUUACAUACACACAAAAAAAGAAUAUUAUGUACAACUUUAUAACAUUUUGAUAAAAUUGUUUAGCUCAAAAAUGUAAUAUAAAUGCUUCUAUUUAAAUUGAAGCAAUCAAACAUAACAAAAAUGUUAAAUUUAAAAUAAAAGACUGGAUUUAGAAGAAGUUGUUAAGAUUUUUUUUUAAGAAACACAAAAUAAUUAUAUAUUAUAUUGUGUUGUUUAUACCAUAUAUAAGAAAAACAGUAAAUGAGAAAAAAAUUGUUUGAUAUAUCACAAAAAGUAGUUAAAAAGUAGGUAUAUGAAUAUGUGAAUAAAUGAGUUAUGUUGAACA